Cylicostephanus goldi is the source of this 696-nucleotide messenger RNA. The record is from the annotation of a GenBank genome assembly. NCBI's taxonomy places the organism in Eukaryota, Metazoa, Nematoda, Chromadorea, Rhabditida, Strongylidae.
AUGUUUAGCAUCUUUCGUCAUCAAGCUCUAGGCGUAGAAAGAAGGAAGGAUGCUGUUGCUGAGAAGGUACAAGAAGCUCGAGACAAGAAAGUAGUCUACAAGAAGAAGAAAAUGCAAAUCGAAGAGCUUUUGACAGAACGAGAAGUAUUGCUAAGGACAAUGAAUCUCUUGCCGAAGAAUGUCGAGCAGCUGGAGCAGAAAAUCGAAAGUUUUGGAGUCGAGCCCAUAACCGUACCAUCAGCCCUACCAUCAUCUCACGCAAAAAUAGCAUUACCGGAGACAACCGAUGUCGAAGAGUUGAGAAGUAUUGUGACAGAUCUGGUGCAAGACCUAGAUCAACGUAGAGAUACUGUCACAGAACUGAAGAAGAGGAGAAGUGACUUGCAGGAAGUUUUCAAUGGUGAAGAAGAGACGUUCGACAGCAAAAAAGCUGAGUAUGAAAGUCGUCGUGCACACCUGAACGAAGAAUUUGAAGAACUGAAACCCCUUAUUCAAAGCCUCGAAGAAAGACAGGAAGAAGCCGAGAAGACUAUACCACAAGUUGAGGAACAAAUAAAUGAAGCUGAGAAACAAUUGUCUGCAUUCAAUUCAGCUGCUUCGAAUCCUGAUGAAGAUCUGAAGGUUCAACUUGAAGAAGAGCAAGCAAUAGCUGAAUCGCUUCUUCAAAACAAUGGAAGCCAAAUUACUGAUUACGAA